Messenger RNA from Candidula unifasciata, 2931 nucleotides. Lineage: Eukaryota; Metazoa; Mollusca; Gastropoda; Stylommatophora; Geomitridae. The record is from the annotation of a GenBank genome assembly.
GUAUUAUUUGAACAGUUCAAGUUUUUCCUAAAUCUUUAUUUUCUGAUCAUGGCCUUGUCGCAGCUGAUUCCAGAACUAAGAAUUGGUUACCUCUACACCUACUGGGGACCCCUGGGUUUUGUCUUGUUUGUGACCAUGUGUCGGGAAGCUCUGGAUGACUACAGACGGUACCGGCGAGACAAAGAGGCUAAUUCCCAGAAGUACAAAAAACUGACCAGAGAUGGGAUUAUCAGAAUUCCAAGUUCAGACAUUCAAGUGGGACAUUUGAUCAUCUUAGAGAAGAACCAGCGUGUGCCAGCGGAUAUGGUGCUUUUGAGGACAUCAGAAAAGGAUGGUGGUUGUUUUAUCAGAACUGAUCAGCUGGACGGAGAAACAGAUUGGAAGCUACGUUUGGCUGUACAAGACACACAGCGACUGCAGACAAAUGUGGACAUCUUGGAUAUAACAGCCCAUGUUUAUGCAGAGAAGCCACAGAAAACUAUCCACACUUUUGUCGGCACUUUCACUAGGGACAAUGAAGGAAUUGUACAUGAAGAUUCCCUGAGUAUAGAACACACUCUAUGGGCUAACACAGUCGUGGCAUCCGGCACAGCUCUGGGAGUGGUCAUCUACACUGGUUGUGAGACCAGGAGUGUCAUGAACACCUCACAGCCAAAAAGCAAGAUUGGAUUACUGGACUUGGAAAUUAACACGUUAACAAAAUUACUGUUUCUGGCAGUUAUCAUUCUCUCCCUCGUUAUGAUGAUUUUGAAGGGCUUUGGUGGUCCAUGGUACAGAUAUUUUUUUAGAUUCAUCCUCUUGUUUUCCUACAUCAUUCCGAUCAGUCUUCGGGUCAACUUAGACAUGGGCAAGGCCUACUACUCCUGGGUGAUCCAGCGAGACAAGCACAUACCUGGGACCACGGUGAGAAGCACCACCAUACCGGAGGAACUGGGCAGGAUUACCUACCUGCUCAGUGAUAAGACCGGAACCCUUACACAGAAUGAGAUGGUAUUCAAGCGACUUCACCUUGGGACAGUCUCAUUUACUCCAGAGACAAUGGAUGAGGUAAUAUCGCACCUGAAAUCUUUUUACUCCAUGGCUCAAUCUUCGGCCACCCCGACACGAACAUCAGGACCUGUGAGGCGGAGCGUGAUGACCCGAGUGAUUGAGGCUGUACACGCUAUUGCCCUAUGUCAUAAUGUCACCCCAGUCUUCGAGGAGAUUGGCAACAGUGAUGUGAAGAGUGAGGACACUGAAGCUGAUCAACAACUGAAGCAGAGAGUAACUUACCAGGCAUCUAGUCCAGAUGAGAUUGCUUUGGUGACUUGGGCAGAGAGCAUGAAUUUGGCUCUCGUGAAGAGAGAUUUGAGCUCUAUCACUCUGCGGACACCUGUUGGAACACUGUCUACUUUCACCAUACUGCAGACUUUUCCAUUCACAUCAGAGUCAAAGAGGAUGGGUAUUAUUUUAAAGGAUGAGGAAACAGGGGAGAUAACUUUCUACUUAAAAGGAGCCGAUGUCGUCAUGCAAGGAAUUGUACAGUAUAAUGACUGGCUGGAGGAAGAGUGUGGAAACAUGGCUCGUGAGGGGCUGCGCACUCUGGUGGUAGCAAAAAAGGUUCUUUCUGAAGAGUUGUACCAGGAUUUUGAGACGAGGUACCAUCAAGCCAAGAUGAGCAUACAGGAACGCAAUUCCAAAAUGCAGGCAGUUAUUGAAAGCUUGGAGAGGGACAUGGAGCUCUUGUGUCUGACAGGAGUGGAGGACAAGCUUCAGGACGGUGUGAGGCAAACUUUAGAGAUGCUGAGAAAUGCAGGAAUUAGAGUGUGGAUGCUGACAGGAGACAAGAUGGAGACUGCCAUUUGUAUUGCCAAGAGUUGCCAGAUGGUUUCCAAGACCCAGGACGUCUAUAUCUUUCAGACUGUUACAGACAGGGGGGAAGCUCACUUGGAGCUCAACUCCCUGAGGAAGAAGAAUGAGGCGGCUCUGAUUAUUAGCGGGGACUCUCUCCAGGUUUGCCUCAAGUACUAUGAGCAUGAGUUUGUUGAGCUGGCCUGUCAGUGCCCAGCGGUUGUAGUCUGCCGAUGCUCUCCCACACAGAAAGCUGAUAUUGUGAAGCUGCUGAAGAUCCACACAGGCAAGAGGACCUGUGCGGUCGGGGAUGGAGGAAAUGAUGUCAGCAUGAUACAGGCAGCAGACGCAGGCAUCGGAAUUGUGGGAAAGGAAGGCAGGCAGGCAUCUCUAGCUGCAGAUUUCUCCAUCACCCAGUUCAGCCAUAUUGGCCGUUUGUUGCUGGUCCAUGGGAGAAAUAGCUACAAGCGGUCGGCAGCUUUGGGCCAGUUUGUCAUUCACAGAGGUCUUAUCAUCACCACCAUGCAGGCUGUUUUCUGCUCUGUUUUUUACUUUGUGUCAAUCGCCCUCUUUCCAGGCUUUCUCAUGGUUGGGUAUGCAACCGUCUAUACCAUGUACCCGGUGUUUUCUCUGGUCCUGGAUAAGGAUGUUUCUGCUGACACUGCACUGACCUAUCCUGAGCUGUAUAAAGAUUUGACAAAGGGUCGGUCUUUGUCAUAUAAAACAUUUUUCUUGUGGGUUCUGAUAAGUAUUUAUCAAGGUGGCACUAUCAUGUACGGAGCCCUGCUGCUUUUUGAAGCCGAGUUCAUCCACGUGGUCAGCAUCACCUUCACGUCACUGAUCCUGACCGAGCUGCUGAUGGUGGCCUUGACUGUUAGAAACUGGCACUAUUUGAUGGUGGUGGCCCAGGUCUUCUCCCUGGGGAUCUACAUUGCCUCCCUGGCUCUGCUCAAAAAUUAUUUUGAUGCCCGAUUCUUGCAGACGUGGGAUUUUGUAUGGAAGGUCUUGGUAAUCACAUCAAUUUCUUGCAUUCCGUUGUAUGUACUGAAAUACCUGAGGAAGAAGUUUUCACCACCGUCGUACUCAAAAUUAAACCCUUGA